Molecule: messenger RNA, 384 nt
Organism: Penicillium atrosanguineum
Lineage: Eukaryota; Fungi; Ascomycota; Eurotiomycetes; Eurotiales; Aspergillaceae
Product: MFS transporter
Exons: 2
Coding region: 1-384 (127 amino acids)
Source: RefSeq, a predicted model, not a curated record
AUGGGUCUCUUCCACCAUCACCACGACCAUCCCCAAGGUGGUCCCGGCCCCCAGGGCGGACCAGGUGGUCCUGGUCCUCAGGGCGGAUUUGGCGGUCCUCAGGGCGGUCCCCCUGGUGGCGGCCCUCACCACGGUGGUUCCGGUGGUCCCGGCGGUCCUGGAGGCCCCGGAGGCUUCGGUGGCCCUCAUGAAGGAGGCCCUCACGGCGGACCUGGAGGCCCUGGUGGCCACCAAGGCGGAUUUGGCGGACAGGGUGGCUCUCACGGUGGUCCCGGAGGCCCUGGAGGUCCUGGAGGUCCUGGCCAACAUGGCGGUCCCCACGGCGGUGGUCCCGGUGGCCCCGGCGGCCCCGGUGGUCCUCAGGGUGGCGGUGGCCGCUGGUAA